Messenger RNA from Arabis nemorensis, 762 nucleotides. The record is from the annotation of a GenBank genome assembly. NCBI's taxonomy places the organism in Eukaryota, Viridiplantae, Streptophyta, Magnoliopsida, Brassicales, Brassicaceae.
AUGUGUUGUUGCCAUCUUUGUCCUGUGAUGAUUGUUCGCUCGCUAGGGUCGUUAUUCCGAUUCUUACCCUUUUUGUUUCUAUUGGAAGUUUUGUGGGAAGACAUUGUUGUUGAACUGAUUGGAUUGUCCUGGCUGCAACAGCGUUCUAAUGUUCCCAAAUUUGGAAACUGGGAAGGUGAGGAAAAUGUUCCUUACACAGCUUACUUUGACAAAGCCCGUAAGGUUCGAGCACCCGGUGGCAGAAUCAUGAACCCGAACGACCCUGAGUAUAACUCGGAUUCGCAAUCUCAAGCUCCUCCUCCUCCUCAUUCCAGAACCAAACCUGACCAAGUUGACCCGGUUAGAAGAUCACGUGAGCAGACGAGAAGCCGUGAUGAGAGCGAGUUGAAGCAGUUUGGUGAUGCUGGUGGCUCAUCAAAUGAGGCUGCUAACAGAAGACAAGGAAGGGCUUCUCAGAACAAUAGUUACGAGAAGUCGCCAUUGCAUAAGAAUUCAUAUGAUGGCACUGGAAGAUCCAAGCCCAAACCCAGCAUUAGAGCUGACGAAAGUCCUGAAAAAGUGACAGUGGUGCCGAAAUUCGGUGAUUGGGACGAGAAUAACCCGGCAUCAGCUGAUGGAUACACACACAUCUUCAAUAAAGUCCGUGAAGAGAGGAGCUCUGGAGCAAAUGUGAGUGGAUCUUCGAGAACGCCGACUCACACAAGCCCCCGUAACCCUUCCAACACUUCCAAAUGUUGCUGCUUUGGAUUUGGAGGAAAAUGA